AAAUAUAUCAGUUGAAAGCAUAUCUCUAGACAUGUCCAAGAGUAGAGAUAUGGAAUUAAGUUCUACGGCAUUUGAGAGGAUGAGCAAACUUAAAUUCCUCAAAUUCUAUAGUCCUUAUGACCACCGACAAGAACUAUAUGCUGCCUGCAAAAUAUGCAAUAUAUCCCUGUCCAAAGGGUUCAGUUUCUUACCAGAUGAGUUAAGAUAUCUGUAUUGGCAUAAAUACCCUUUAACAUCUCUGCCCUUGAACUUUUGCCCAGAUAAUCUUGUUCAGCUUCAUUUGAUACGUAGCCAUGUUCAACAACUUUGCAACAGAGAUCAGUGUCUUGAAAAUUUGAAAGUUUUGGACCUCAGCUACUCUGUGGAGCUAAUCAAAAUUCCAGACUUGUCUGAACUCCAAAAACUUGAGGUUUUACGUUUAAGAGGCUGCACCACUUUGGUUGAGAUUUCCUCAUCUAUUCCAUAUGACAGCAACCUUUCACAUAUGGAUCUUGGAAAUUGCAAAAAUCUCUUCAAGAUUUCAAGCACCAUUAAGUUGAGAAGACUUAAUUUCCUUUCUCUUGAAGGUUGCUCAAGAAUCACAGAUUUUCCAAAACUUACAAAGAGUAUACAGCAUCUUAAUUUGAAUGGAACUUCAAUAGAAAAAGUUCCCUCGUCAAUUGGGCGUCGCAUUUCACUCACUCUUUUGUCUUUGGAUGGAUGCACAAGGCUGGAAAGUGUUCCGAGCAGUAUUGGUGAGUUGAAAUGUCUCGAACGUCUUAAUCUUACUGGAUGCUCGGAACUGGCAAGUCUUCCAAACAAUAUAGGCGAAUUGAAGUGUCUGAAACGUCUUUAUAUGAUUGGAUGCUCAAAACUAAUGAACCUUCCAGAUGGCAUUGUCAAUUUGACGUCUCUUGAAGUCCUUGUUAUAUCUAUGUGUCAACUUCUCAAUGGAUUACCAGAGAACUUUGGGAAUUUAGAAUCUCUGAAGGGGAUUUUUUGCAAGCGAAAGUGGUAUAAAGGCGCUACCAAUAGAUUGAGCAAACUUGUUGAAUUAGAUUGCCGAGGAUGCGAAGGAUUAAAAUUGCCUCCUUUCACAGGUUUAUCCCGUCUAGAAGUUCUUUCUCUUGAGGAUUGUGGUAUGGAAGAAAUUCCCGACGGUAUUUCCUCUUUAGUUUCAUUGGAGAAGCUACUUUUAGAGGGAAAUAAUUUGGAGAGGCUGCCUACCACCAUCAAAGAAUUCUCUAAGUUACGAAUGCUCUAUUUAAGGAACUGCGAGAGACUUAAAUAUUUACCUGAUCUUCCGCCAGCUCUACAACAUUUAGAUUUGACCAAUUGUACAUCUCGGGAAUCAAUACUAACAUCAGUCACAAAAGGAAAUUUGGAUUCGUUAUGGACGCUUGAUGCAAGUAAUUGCGAGAGUCUGGAUCAGAAUGAGUGGAGAAACUUUGUAGAUAAUAUGCUACGGAGACUUGAAAGUUUAUUGCCACAGCUGAAACUCUCUACUUUAAAACAAUUUCAGAAAUGGGGGAACAGAAGUGUUUUUGAGUACUCCGCUAUGUAUCGUGUCGAUGGAGGUGAACUGCCUCAAAGAAUGAGGUAUCAAAAUAACAGUGGGUCAACUGUGCCAUUCUCAUUGAGACUGGAUCCAUGGGACUUCAUGGUUCUCGUCUUUUGCGCUGUUGCUGUAUUGAAAGAUUGCCCUUCUCGUGCAGUCCCAGUUAUGAUAUGUAAAUGCAGAUUGACAGCCGAGUCUGGACGUUCCCUUUGUUUCGAAUCAUAUGGUAGGGAUCUAAAUAAAACUGACCAAAUGUUCGGAUCAGAACAGACUAUCACUUGGUUUUCAACAGUAAAGCCAAUCUACUCUAAAUACAGUUACAAAAGGGCCUCAUUUGAAUUUUACCCUACCUUAUUAUAUGAAUUCGGUUAUGAAGACGAAUAUGAAGACCAAGAAGGUGUAAUAAGCUCUAGUGCAGUGGUAAUCAAGUGUGGAGUUCAUGUGUUGUAUGAUGAUAAUGACAUUAACCUCCCUUCCUUUAUAGACAGCGACACACCAAGCGAAUCUCUUUUGCCACAUUGCAGUUUCAACGAUUUCGAAAUCAAGGAGGAAGAGGAAGAGGAAGAGGAAGAGGAAGAGGAGGAAGAGGAGGAAGAACAAGUGAAUUGUGGAUUGAUAAAACGUGUGUAAGGAUAACUGAGAAGCUUUUGCUUAAAUAUUGUGGAUUCAAUAUUUCACGCACAUUUCUCAGCAGUUGCACACUAAAGAAUAACGAAAUUGCAUUGGAAAAUCUUAAUUGUGCAAAUAGCAACAGUUGUAAGACAUACAAAUUUCUUUUUAUUUUUUUAAAUUUUCAUUCUUAUUCUCAGAGUAACAUUGAACCUUUCCAUUUUUUGCUUUUAAUAAAUAUACAUAUAGAGAUAUAUAUAUUCCCAAAACAUAGCUGGAGUCUUAAUUUGAUAACCCAUACUCUUUUAAGCAUUGAGAUUUAAUCAAAUGUUUUGAUUUUUUCUUUUUCUGUUGUUUAAUUCUGCCAUAAAAUUUGGAGAGGUU
This is a messenger RNA of Ricinus communis (castor bean), 2530 nucleotides long. RefSeq names its product disease resistance protein TAO1. The transcript is spliced from 3 exons. NCBI's taxonomy places the organism in Eukaryota, Viridiplantae, Streptophyta, Magnoliopsida, Malpighiales, Euphorbiaceae. Gene Ontology annotation, molecular function: protein binding. The coding region runs from base 32 to 2167 and encodes 711 amino acids. The record is from RefSeq and is a predicted model, not a curated record.